CGGCGGCGGACGCGGCGGCGGGGGUCGGCCCGGGGCUCGGGGCCGCGAAGGGCUCCAGGUGAGGGGACUCUCCAGGGCCCUGUCCCCAGGCUGCAGUGGCUGGCUGGACUUGGACUGGAGCAGAAGCCUCCGGAAGGCAGCCUGGCCACCAUGUCCACAUUCAGGCAGGAAGAUGUGGAGGAGUACUAUGAGAUGGGAGAGGAACUGGGCAGCUGGUUCUCAUCCUUUAUAUUGCGAAACUGCCGUGGCCAACAUGGUGACAUGUAUAGCUCUGCGCUCACGGACGGCUAUGCCUAGCAGCGGCCAGUUUGCCAUUGUGCGGAGAUGUCGGCAGAAGGGCACCGGGAAGGAGUACGCGGCCAAGUUCAUCAAGAAGCGCCGCCUCUCGUCCAGCCGGCGCGGGGUGAGCCGGGAGGAGAUCGAGCGGGAGGUGAACAUCCUGCGGGAGAUCCGGCACCCCAACAUCAUCACACUGCACGACAUCUUCGAGAACAGGACCGACGUGGUGCUGAUCCUCGAGCUGGUCUCGGGUGGGGAGCUCUUCGACUUCCUGGCCGAGAAGGAGUCGCUGACCGAGGACGAGGCCACCCAGUUCCUCAAGCAGAUCCUGGACGGCGUCCACUACCUGCACUCCAAGCGCAUCGCCCACUUCGACCUCAAGCCCGAGAACAUCAUGCUCCUGGACAAGGACGUUCCCAACCCACGCAUCAAGCUCAUCGACUUUGGCAUCGCCCACAAGAUCGAGGCGGGGAACGAGUUCAAGAACAUCUUUGGCACCCCAGAGUUUGUGGCUCCUGAGAUUGUCAACUAUGAACCGCUCGGGCUGGAGGCCGACAUGUGGAGCAUCGGCGUCAUCACGUACAUCCUCCUGAGCGGCGCAUCUCCGUUCCUGGGUGAGACCAAGCAGGAGACACUGACCAACAUCUCGGCCGUGAACUACGACUUUGACGAGGAGUACUUCAGCAACACCAGCGAGCUGGCCAAGGACUUCAUCCGACGGCUGCUCGUCAAGGACCCCAAGAGGAGAAUGACCAUCGCCCAGAGCCUGGAACAUUCCUGGAUCAAGGCCAUCAAGCGGCGGAACGUGCGCAGCGAGGACAGCGGCAGGAAGCCGGAGCGGCGGCGGCUGAAGACCACGCGCCUCAAGGAGUACACCAUCAAGUCCCACUCGAGCAUGCCCCCCAACAACACCUACGUCAACUUCGAGCGCUUCUCCCAGGUGCUGGAGGAGGUGGCGGCGGCCGAGGAGGGCCUGCGGGCGCUGGAGCGCAGCAAGCGGCACUUCCGCGAGGACAUCGAGGCGCUGACGGCCAUCUACGAGGAGAAGGAGGCCUGGUACCGGGAGGAGCAGGCGAGCAUCGGCCAGGACCUGCGGCGGCUGCGGCAGGAGCUGCAGCAGGCCGAGGCGCUCAAGCGGCAGGCCCAGGAGGAGGCCCAGGGUGCGCUGCUGGGCGCCAGCGGGCUCAAGCGGCGCUUCAGCCGCCUGGAGAACCGCUACGAGGCCCUGGCCAAGCAGGUGGCGUCGGAGAUGCGCUUCGUGCAGGACCUGGUGCGCGCCCUGGAGCAGGAGAAGCUGCAGGGCGGCGAGUGCGGCCUGCGCUAGGGUCCCCGUGCUGUCCUCGCGGCCCAGGGGGCCCUCCCUGCUGGCCCAUGCACGGAGGCACCUGGACUGGCUUCUCUCUUGCAGCCCUCGAGAGCGCUUGGCUGGAUGCCCGUGAGCUCCCCGGGGCCCAGGCAUCCAGCCCCUUGCUCCCCGAGCCCUGUCCCAGGAGGGGUGGGCAGCAGGGCGGCAUGGCGACUUCGGCACAGCCCGCAGUGCCAGCCAGCCCCUCCUGCUCCCUGGGCCUGUCCCCUCUGCCACAUCGGCCAUGCUGGGCUCUUCUGGACACCGUCUCCUUGGAACACUCGAGGAGCUCGGACCCCCUGGAUGGAACUGGCCGUGGUGGAUGGAGACAUGUCCACAGGGCGGCAGGGGGCAGCCUGGGUGCAGGGUCGAGGGCGCUGGAGGGGGUCUGGCUUGGCCACCCACACCCUCUCUGGCCCGGCCUGGCGCGGGAGGCCUUGGCUGGCAGCUGAGCGUGCUCAGGACGCUGGGGUUUGCGGGAACUCGGGUCGAGGCCUGGCAGCCCAGCUCCCCCUUUCCAGAGAUGGAGACAGCUGCUUCCUGCUCAGCAGUGGCCGAGGACCCUGAGCCCACCUCCCCCCGUCCCCCUGUCCUGACCACCGAGCGCUUGCCCCUUGCCGCCGGGCACUUGGCCCCAGGGACAGGGUCACCUGGGGGAGGAGAUGGUGGGGGCAGCGUGUGGCUGGGCGUACCCCAAGGCGGUGAAGGAGACGGCUCCUGGGACCCUUGGCGCUGACAUCCUGGGCGUUCUGGGUGAGGCCGGCCGGGGAGCCCUUCCUGCUGGCCUCGGGGUGCCCCUGUUCGCACUCACCAGGUGCUCGCAGAGCGGCCGGGCUGGAAUCCCCUGCAGCCCCGAUCACAGCAGGCACGCGCGUCCAGCAGCACGGCCCCUCCACCCUCGGUGCUCAUCCAGGGAAGGUGUCGUCCCGCCGGCCCUCUCGGUCCCUCUUGGCCCCCCUCGGCUCAGGGUGGGCUGCCUGGAUCGGCGCCCGCAGAACACCCUGCAGGAGAGCACACCCGUGGUGUCCUUCCGUGGAGUCCCAUGUCCCUCGGCCUAUAAGGCCCCGGGCUGUCAUGUGGAUGCAAACCCGCUUCCCUCCAGAUCUUCUGCUGUUUCCCAAACGAACCUGGCCGGGAACCAGUGGCUCUAGGGCUGGCGCCAGCAGUGCCGCUUCCUACCACUAGGGGCCGCCCUCUCACCAGCUCCUGGGAACCGGCCAGGGACGCCGGCCGCGCGGGGAGGGAGGCUGCAGCCCCGGUGGGCCCAAGAGGAGGCCCAGGGCAGGGCAGGCCGGGCUCAGCACAGGGAGCCGGCGGGGGCGGGGGGCAGACUGCUGGCUGGGGGGCUGGCCACGGACCCCUGAGCUCUGUCGUCAGGCCCAAGCCCAGCUGUGUGCAAGGCACCUACUAAAAGCAAGUACAAGUCUCGUUUGCCCAGUGUUCCGGUGCUUUCUGGGUUCAGGAAGCUAGUUGCUGGGAGCGUGACCUCUUCUGCAUUGCAGUUUGUUCUCUCUCUGCACCGUGGGGAGAGGAGGGGAGCCAGGCUCAGCCCAUUGGGGCUCUGGCGGUCUCGGAGGCAGCCUGCUCCUUUCCAUUGCAACUAGAUGGACUCUGGGGGGCAGCCAGAGUCUGGGGCCACAGGGUGUCCUGGGCUGAUGCUGCCAGGUCACACCCGAGGGCCCCCCAGGUCCAGGGCACCCCCAGUGCUGCCCCCUCGGCGGGGCUGGUCCUGGAUGCAGAGCCUCGGGGCCCUGUCGGGCCUGGGCUGCCUCUGGGUUUUAACUUAAACAUUGUUUUCUUACUGAGCUGUGGGUCCCACACCACACUCUUUAGGAAUGUUUGCAAGGUCGUGCAGCUGGCUCUGCUGUGGAGUCCUGGCUUUUCAUCACCCCCAGGGGACACCCCAUCCCUGCCAGCCCCAGCCCUUGGUGCCCACCCGUCUGCUUCUGGUCUCCAGAUUCACCUAUAAAUGGGGUCAGACAUUUGUC
Molecule: messenger RNA, 3612 nt
Organism: Choloepus didactylus (southern two-toed sloth)
Lineage: Eukaryota; Metazoa; Chordata; Mammalia; Pilosa; Megalonychidae
Gene: DAPK3
Product: death associated protein kinase 3
Exons: 10
Coding region: 173-1603 (476 amino acids)
Biological process (GO): protein phosphorylation; positive regulation of apoptotic process; intracellular signal transduction
Cellular component (GO): cytoplasm; nucleus
Molecular function (GO): protein serine/threonine kinase activity; ATP binding
Source: RefSeq, a predicted model, not a curated record